Dioszegia hungarica is the source of this 753-nucleotide messenger RNA. RefSeq names its product eukaryotic translation initiation factor 3 subunit J. Gene Ontology annotation, cellular component: cytoplasm; eukaryotic translation initiation factor 3 complex. The record is from RefSeq and is a predicted model, not a curated record. The transcript has 5 exons. Gene Ontology annotation, molecular function: translation initiation factor activity. The coding region runs from base 1 to 753 and encodes 250 amino acids. Lineage: Eukaryota; Fungi; Basidiomycota; Tremellomycetes; Tremellales; Bulleribasidiaceae.
AUGUCCGACGACGACUGGGAUAUCGAAGAGCCCAAAAAGUCCGGCACGUCCACGCCUGCUGUGACUGCUCCGGUUGCCCGUGCGCCCGCUAGAGGGAAAUGGGCCGAUGAGGAUGCAGAGCAGGAAGAGGAGGACGACUGGGACGUCUCAGACUCUGAGAAGGCAAAGCCUGCCGCUCCGGCCGGCGCGCCUGCGCCUGUGCGCAAGAAGAAGCUAAAGGAGAAGCUGGCGGAGAAGGAGCGUGCUCUGGCCCAAGGACCGGCCGACGACCUGAUAGACAACCGGACAGAACAAGAUCGGGCCCGAGACGCCAAGCGCGAAGCGCGGGAACGCGAGCUCGCCUCGGAUCUCCUGGCCGCCCAGGAUCUCUUUGGCGAUGUAGCCGUGACGGACCCCAAAGCGACGCUCGAGGCGAUCCUUACCGCCGCGCCCAAAACCAAGGCCGAUUUCGACAAGCUCUCCAAGGACAUCAUGGCGCUCAUCAUUUCGAAGCACGCGGAUCACGCGCUGUUCCCGGCCUUCGUGGAGGGGUUCGCGAAGGAUCUGUGUGAGCCGCUGUUGGCGGUGCAGGUGAGGAAGGUGGGGAGCGGGCUGGCGACGCUGGGGAAUACGAAGCAGCAGGAGGAGAGGGAUAAGGCAAGUGGGAAGAAGAACAAGGGCGCAUCCAAGCCAAAACUCGGCGCGACCAAGGCGAUCCAUACGGUCGACACGGACGCAUACCAGGAUGUGCUGGAUGAUGACGAUUUCAUGUAA